AAGGUCCUGGGCAUCUCCGUCCCGGGAAGGCUUAAGCAGGUAAAGCAGUCACUGUGAAGAAAAUAACAUUUUAAGAAACUUUUCUGUCACAAUUGAUAGAGGAAAAGCCAGUAGAGAAGUACAUCUUCUUGUGUGUGUGUCUCAUCGUGCCACUUUUUGUAACUCAGCUUAGUAAUGAAGCCACCAUUAUGUCCUCAGUCAGUGAAGUAAAUGUGGAUAUAAAAGAUUUCCUAAUGAGCAUUAAUUUGGAGCAGUAUCUCUUACAUUUCCAUGAGUCUGGUUUUACUACUGUGAAGGACUGUGCAGCAAUAAAUGACAGCCUGCUGCAGAAAAUUGGAAUAUCACCUACAGGUCACCGUAGGAGGAUACUUAAACAGUUACAGAUAAUCUUGUCAAAAAUGCAAGAUAUUCCAAUAUAUGCAAAUGUUCAUAAAACUAAGAAGAAUGAUGACCCUUCAAAGGAUUACCAUGUUCCAUCUUCUGAUCAGAAUAUCUGCAUAGAACUUUCCAAUUCUGGUAGUGUUCAGACAUCUAGCCCACCGCAGUUGGAGACUGUUAGAAAAAAUCUUGAAGACAGUGAUGCAAGUGUGGAAAGAAGCCAGUAUCCUCAAUCAGAUGAUAAGCUGUCUCCUCCUAAACGCGACUUCCCCACUGCAGAGGAACCACACCUGAAUUUGGGUUCUUUGAAUGAUUCUUUAUUUGGUAGUGACAAUAUUAAAAUAGAAUCAUUGAUUACAAAGAAGACUGUGGAUCACACAGUUGAAGAACAACAAACAGAAAAAGUUAAAUUGAUCACAGAAAAUCUCAGUAAGCUCCCUAAUGCAGACUCUGAAUGCCUUUCUUUUGUUGGCUGUUCAACAUCAGGAACAAAUUCUGGAAAUGGAACAAAUGGUUUAUUAGAAGGAUCACCACCAUCCCCAUUCUUUAAGUUUCAAGGAGAAAUGAUUGUAAAUGACUUGUAUGUUCCAUCAUCACCAAUCCUAGCACCUGUGAGAAGUCGUAGCAAGUUGGUUUCAAGACCAUCUCGAUCUUUUCUGCUAAGACAUCGACCUGUACCAGAGAUUCCAGGGUCAACAAAAGGAGUUUCUGGGAGCUAUUUCCGUGAAAGAAGAAAUGUUGCUACCUCAACUGAAAAAUCUGUGGCAUGGCAAAAUUCAAAUGAGGAGAAUUCAUCUUCCAUCUUUCCUUAUGGAGAGACCUUUCUCUUCCAGAGACUAGAAAAUUCCAAGAAGCGAUCUAUAAAGAAUGAAUUUUUGACCCAGGGAGAAGCACUCAAAGGGGAAGCAGCUACUGCAACAAACUCUUUUAUCAUCAAAUCAAGCAUAUACGAUAACAGAAAGGAGAAAAUAAGCGAGGACAAGGUGGAAGAUAUUUGGAUACCUCGAGAGGACAAAAACAAUUUUUUGAUAGACACUGCUUCUGAAUCAGAAUACUCAACAGUAGAAGAAUGCUUUCAGAGUUUAAGAAGAAAAAAUUCAAAGGCAUCUAAAUCUAGGACUCAAAAAGCCUUGAUUUUGGACUCCGUUAAUAGGCACAGUUAUCCGUUAAGCUCAACAAGUGGAAAUGCUGAUUCAUCAGCCGUUUCUUCACAGGCAAUAUCUCCCUAUGCCUGCUUUUAUGGAGCAUCUGCAAAGAAGGUUAAAUCAGGAUGGCUGGAUAAACUCUCUCCUCAAGGAAAACGCAUGUUUCAAAAGAGAUGGGUGAAAUUUGAUGGCCUUAGCAUUUCUUACUACAAUAAUGAGAAGGAGAUGUAUUCGAAAGGAAUAAUUCCCCUUUCUGCUAUAUCAACAGUACGAGUUCAAGGAGACAACAAAUUUGAAGUUGUUACAACACAAAGAACUUUUGUUUUUAGAGUAGAAAAAGAAGAGGAGAGAAAUGACUGGAUCAGCAUACUAUUAAAUGCACUGAAAUCACAAUCCCUUACCUCGCAGUCUCAAGCUGUUGUUACACCUGAGAAAUGUGGAUAUCUUGAAUUGAGAGGCUAUAAGGCAAAAAUUUUUACUGUGUUAAGUGGAAACAGUGUGUGGCUUUGCAAAAACGAACAGGAUUUUAAGAGUGGACUUGGUAUUACCAUAAUUCCUAUGAAUGUAGCAAAUGUAAAGCAAGUGGACCGAACUGUGAAACAAUCUUUUGAAAUAAUCACUCCCUACAGGAGUUUCAGCUUUACAGCCGAGACUGAAAAGGAGAAACAAGACUGGAUUGAAGCUGUGCAGCAAUCAAUAGCAGAAACUCUCUCUGAUUAUGAAGUAGCUGAGAAGAUUUGGUUCAAUGAAUCCAACAGGAGCUGUGCAGAUUGUAAAGCCCCAGAUCCUGACUGGGCAUCCAUCAAUCUCUGUGUUGUCAUCUGUAAGAAGUGUGCAGGACAGCAUAGAUCUUUAGGACCAAAAGAUUCCAAGGUUAGAAGUCUAAAAAUGGAUGCUAGCAUUUGGAGCAAUGAACUCAUCGAGCUUUUUAUUGUCAUUGGAAACAAAAGAGCAAAUGACUUUUGGGCUGGUAAUCUUCAAAAGGAUGAAGAAUUACAUAUGGACUCACCAGUAGAAAAGAGAAAAAACUUUAUUACUCAGAAAUAUAAAGAAGGAAAAUUCAGAAAAACUCUUUUGGCAUCUCUCACCAAAGAAGAAUUAAAUAAGGCUCUAUGUGCUGCUGUAGUGAAACCGGAUGUUCUAGAAACAAUGGCUUUGCUGUUCAGUGGAGCAGAUGUCAUGUGUGCCACCGGAGACCCCGUGCAUAGCACCCCCUAUCUGCUAGCCAAGAAAGCUGGGCAAAGUCUGCAAAUGGAAUUUCUCUACCAUAACAAAUUCUCAGAUUUCCCUCAACAUGAUAUUCAUUCCGAGGGUGUAUUAAGUCAAGAGUCUUCCCAGUCCACAUUCCUCUGUGACUUUUUAUAUCAAGCUCCUUCUGCUGCUUCUAAACUCUCUUCAGAGAAAAAACUGCUUGAAGAGACAAAUAAAAAAUGGUGUGUUUUGGAAGGAGGCUUCUUGAGUUACUAUGAAAAUGAUAAGUCUACCACACCUAAUGGCACCAUUAAUAUCAAUGAAGUUAUCUGCCUGGCUAUACACAAAGAGGACUUCUAUUUAAAUACUGGGCCCAUCUUUAUCUUUGAGAUCUACUUACCCUCCGAACGUGUGUUUUUAUUUGGAGCUGAAACAUCUCAAGCUCAAAGAAAAUGGACAGAGGCAAUAGCCAAGCAUUUUGUUCCCUUAUUUGCUGAAAACUUAACAGAAGCUGACUAUGAUUUGAUUGGUCAACUCUUCUACAAAGACUGCCAUGCCCUGGAUCAGUGGAGAAAAGGCUGGUUUGCUAUGGACAAAUCCAGCUUGCAUUUUUGCCUUCAAAUGCAAGAAGUUCAGGGAGAUAGAAUGCACUUAAGAAGACUGCAAGAGCUAACAAUCAGCACAAUGGUUCAAAAUGGGGAAAAACUGGAUGUUUUACUCUUGGUAGAAAAAGGGAGAACAUUAUACAUCCAUGGGCAUACCAAGUUGGAUUUCACAGUCUGGCAUACUGCAAUUGAAAAAGCAGCAGGUACAGAUGGUAAUGCUUUACAAGAUCAGCAGCUCAGCAAAAAUGACGUUCCCAUUAUAGUGAACAGCUGUAUAGCAUUUGUUACACAGUAUGGUUUAGGAUGCAAAUAUAUCUAUCAAAAGAAUGGUGAUCCUUUGCAUAUAAGUGAACUCCUGGAGAGUUUCAAAAAGGAUGCAAGAAGCUUUAAAUUGAGGGCUGGAAAACAUCAGCUUGAAGAUGUGACGGCUGUGUUGAAAAGUUUUCUCUCUGACAUUGAUGAUGCACUGCUUACUAAGGAGCUCUACCCAUAUUGGAUCUCUGCUUUAGAUACGCAAGAUGACAAGGAAAGAAUUAAAAAAUAUGGAGCAUUUAUACGUUCUCUUCCAGGGGUCAACCGAGCAACACUAGCAGCUAUCAUUGAACACCUGUAUAGGGUUCAGAAAUGCUCAGAAAUCAAUCACAUGAAUGCCCAUAAUUUGGCCUUGGUCUUUUCAUCCUGUUUGUUUCAAACGAAGGGACAAACUAGUGAAGAAGUGAAUGUAAUUGAGGACCUAAUUAAUAAUUAUGUAGAAAUAUUUGAGGUUUCCCAGGCUGGAGAUUUGUUAAUUGAAGUAUAUGUAGAAAGGAAGGAACCCGACUGUAGUAUUAUAAUUCGGAUAUCUCCUGUGAUGGAAGCAGAAGAAUUAACUAAUGAUAUAUUAGCGAUAAAAAAUAUUAUUCCUACAAAAGGUGAUAUUUGGGCCACAUUUGAAGUCAUUGAAAAUGAAGAGCUAGAGCGUCCUCUUCACUACAAGGAAAAUGUACUGGAGCAGGUGCUUCGGUGGAGUUCAUUAGCUGAACCUGGCUCUGCUUACCUGGUGGUGAAGAGAUUCUUAACCGCUGACACAAUUAAACACUGCAGUGACCGGAGUACACUGGGAAGCAUCAAAGAAGGAAUCUUGAAAAUCAAAGAAGAACCAUCCAAAAUACUAUCUGGAAAUAAGUUUCAAGACCGGUAUUUUGUUUUACGAGAUGGGUUUCUCUUUCUUUACAAGGAUGUGAAGAGUAGUAAACAUGACAAGAUGUUUUCUCUCAGUUCCAUGAAGUUUUAUCGUGGAGUGAAAAAGAAAAUGAAGCCUCCAACAAGCUGGGGAUUGACCGCAUAUUCUGAGAAACAUCACUGGCACCUGUGUUGUGAUAGUUCACGAACUCAGACGGAGUGGAUGACCAGUAUCUUUAUUGCCCAGCAUGAAUAUGAUAUAUGGCCACCAGCUGGAAAGGAACGAAAACGUUCAAUAACCAAAAAUCCCAAAAUUGGAGGUUUGCCUCUGAUUCCUAUACAGCAUGAGGGGAAUGCAACCUUGGCCCGGAAAAAUAUUGAGAGAGACCCUUGUGAGCAUACAAGCUCUCAUUUGGAAGCCUCGGGAAGCCAUAUGGUUGGAGCAGGUAUGAAUUGGAAUCUUGACAGAACAUCAUCAAAACUGCCCACAACCUCAAUUCAGCUCAGUCCCAUUGGAUCAGGAUCAUCAGCCUCCUCUUUGCCAGAAGAUGGAAAGGUAAAUCCUCUAUGGAACUUCUCUAUUUUUUUUUUUUUCAAUUUCUGGCAUUUAAAAAUGAAGAAAAAGGAAAAAAAUUCAAGACAAUUGACCCUUUGACCAAAAUGCUAAGAUGAAAAUAUAGACAAUAGAAAGAAAUCCCCAAAUGAUCAAGCUGUUAGAAUUACCAAAGAAGGACUAAAUAACAGCAAUGAUUGAUAUUAAUAUUAACAAGAAAAUAGACAAAAAAUACAGAAAAUAUUGGAUAAUUCUGUCAGAGAAUUGGAAUUUUAAAAAAUCAAAUAAAAAUUUUAGAAGUUAAAAACAUAGUAACUAAAGUUAAAAACAAAUGGGUUUUAUAGCAUAAUUGACAUGCACCAACGGUUAGUGAAUUGGAGACAGGUUAGUAAAAAAAAUCAAAUAUAUCCAAAAUGAACACACAGAAAAAAAUAUGUAGAUAAAAGAAGUAUGUGAGACACUGUUAAAAUGUCAAACAUAUAUAUAAUGUGUUAUCUAGAAAAUUGGGAGGAGGCAAUAUUGGAGGAGAAAAUGACCAACAGUUUUUUUAAAUGGAUAUGUUAUUUAUACCAAUAGAUUCAAUAUGUUAGCCGAACUCUAAGCAAGGUAAAUUAAAAAAAAAAACCUACACAAAAUUACAUUGUAAUAAAACAAUGGAAAAGUCACUGAGGGACUCUUAAAAUCAUCCAGAGAAUACCGAAACCCCAAACUUAGAGUAAUAACAAUACAAUGACAGUGGCCUCUCACCAUAAAAGAGGAAAGCCAAAAAAAAAACAAUUACAAUUAUUAAAGUGCUAUAUGAAAAUAUAUGCCAACUAGAAUUCCAUAUCCCUUAAAAUAUUCCUUGAAAGAGAUGGCAAAAUAAAGGCUACUUUGGAAAAAGAGAUUUCCUCAGUCAAGCUGCACUGAAAAAAAAAAACAACAAAAAACUACAGAUAAUGUUUUAGAUAGAGAGAAAUUGGUCCUAUGUAGAAGUGCCAAAAUGCAGUAAAACUAAAGAGCAAAGGAAAGUAAAAAAAAAAAAUCAGGUAAACAUAAUAUUGACUGUACUAAAUGAUGAUAUAAUGUCUUGUGAAUAAAUGUGCAAGCAUUGUCAGGGAAGAAGUGAAUGUAAUUAUUUGUAUUAGUUACAAUGUCAAGGAUGUGUGCUUUAAUUUCUGAGGUACCUGCUAAAAGAAAAGUGAAAGAACAUAUGACUUUCAUGCUUAUAGAAAAGAAAAAUGGAAAACUAAAAUAUAUUUUAGUAAUUCAAAGUAGAAAAAAAGAAAAAGGGACAAAAACAGGUCACACUGAAAACAAUAGUAGUAAGGUGGUAGAUAUAAGGCUAAAUAUAUCAGUAAUUACAUACAAAACUAAGCACUUCAAUUAAAAGCAAACGACAAGAAAACCUAUACAUGUUCUGGUUCUCAGAGACACACAUAAAAUAUAUAGACAUAUGUUGAAAGUAAAAGUUUGAAAAAGAUAUAUACUCUGCAGAUAGUAAUCUAAAGAAAACUGAUUUCCCAAAACUAACAAAAUACAAAGUUGUCUUUAAGGCAGGAAACAUUACUUCAGGUAGAGACAUUGCUUGUAAAGGAGUGGUCAUUUCACCAGGGAGUUAAAUAAAUAAACUCUUUACAGUUCCAACAAAAUGGUAAGCUUCAAGGGUCACAGUCCAGGUUUCACGUUCAUGCUGUAAGAAGAUGAACUCCAGACAAGGGAAGUGCCUACUAUGGUACAAAUUGAACUCUAUAAAUUUGCUCUGGCCCUAGUGCAAGUGUAUAUACCCCACAUACUUUAUACAAAUGGUUACAUUGAUAAAAGAAUUUGUAUUAUUAUAGUUUUAUAUUGAAAAUAGUUCAGGACCUAUUGAAAGUAGCCAAUAUACUUGAGUACAUUUGUAUUAAUCCCAUGUUUCUUAAUCAUUUUCUGCCCAGCUACUCAAGUACCUAAUAAAAAUAGAGUAACAUUUAAUGAAAUAUAUUUCUUCUUUGUUAGAUGAACUUAGCUUUUGCUCCCAAGGAAUUUAUCUGGUUUGUGCUAUCAUGUAUGUAUUAUUAUUACUAAAUACCAACUCUUGCCCACUCUGAAAUAAAAGUGUGAAAUUACCUUAUAAACGUACCUGAAACUGGCUGGGCGCAGUGGCUCACGCCUGUAAUCCCAGCACUUUGGGAGGCCAAGGCUGGUUGGUCACCUGAGGUCAGGAGUUCAAGACCAUCCUGGCCAACAUGGUGAAACCCCGUCUCUACUAAAAAUACAAAAAUUAGCUUGUCAUGGUGGUACAUGCCUGUAAUCCCAGCUCCUUGGGAGGUUGAGGUAGGAGAAUCAGUUGAACCCAGGAGGCAGAGGUUGUGGUGAGCCAAGAUCACGCCAUUGCACUCCAGCCUGGGCGACAGAGUGAGACUCCAUCUCAAAAAAAUAAAUAAAUAAAAAUAAAAAUAAAAAUAAGUACCUGAAACUAAAUGGUUAAAUCAGUCACUUCCCACACUAUGAGACUGCUGAGUUGAAUCAGGAAAUUAGACAUAUAACAACUAUUUUAGAACAAGUUAGAAAUCAAACAUUUGACAUGCUAAAUCAAAUUACCAGAGAUGCGAUGGUUCUUAUGAGGAUGAUUUUCCAAAACACAAUGACUUUCUGUUUUACUCCAUCUCAUGAAUAAAUAAACAGUGUGCAUUCACGGGCAAAGAACAAUAUGGACACAUUCCAAAUAAAGCAGAUCUUAUCCAAGAUUUUAUAACCAUAUUACAAAAUUACAGGAUUGAGGUUUCCUAUCAGGGCCUUAGUGGAAACGCUAAAUCUCAUUCAGUGACAGAUGUUGUACCUAUGUCUCGGGAUUCAAAAACUUAAAAUAUUUUAAAUGCACUCAUAGAUCCAAUAUAAUCAAAAUACUAGAGCUGUUUAAAUCAUUUAUAUCAGUUGACUGUACAAAUGACAAAACCCUUAGGGUUAUUACGUAUUUUAAAAGACAUAACCUGCAAUCACUUAAAGUCAUUAAACUUAAAUAGUGAAUUCCUAGCAAUACACAUUUUAAAUUACUACUGCAAAAGAAAUAAACUCCUGACCUCAUUUGUAAUCCAUCACCAAUCAUUAUAAAAUGUCCUUAAAGUAGACUACAGACUAUCAGGGGAUCUUCUAUUAUGCCCUAGGACAAAGUACUUAAAAAGUAUUUCUCUGAUGACUGUGUAAUAUGAGUAGUCAUCAGCUUUACACUUAGUGAAAAGUAUUUCCAGAUUGUGAUAAAAGCUUAUUUGGUAGUAUGUGGUAAUGAUGUAAUAUUUUUUGUUUAAUGUUAUUUUGUGUAUUCAUUUGUUUAUUUUGCCUUUUAUGUUUGCUUUUUCCAUUUUGUGCAUGGUAAUUAAAUAAAAAAAUUGGAAAGUCUCA
Molecule: messenger RNA, 8393 nt
Organism: Homo sapiens (human)
Lineage: Eukaryota; Metazoa; Chordata; Mammalia; Primates; Hominidae
Gene: ARAP2
Product: ArfGAP with RhoGAP domain, ankyrin repeat and PH domain 2
Exons: 32
Coding region: 189-5135 (1648 amino acids)
Biological process (GO): signal transduction
Cellular component (GO): cytoplasm
Molecular function (GO): phosphatidylinositol-3,4,5-trisphosphate binding; GTPase activator activity
Source: RefSeq, a predicted model, not a curated record